ACCAUCCAUGAGAUGCAGUUGAGGCGCGAGUAUGUUUCUCUCCAUCGACUGUCAGAUGUGUUGGUAGAAAGGGGAAUCAGGAUCACCAAAUCAUCAUUGGCAAGACUCGUGAAGAAACUUGGAUUCAGAUUCUACAAGUCUGGUUCAGAUCGGAGGUUUAUUGGUGAGCGUAAUGACAUUGUCAGUAUGCGCCAUACUUACCUGAGGUCCAUCCGAAACUUUAGAGAGGCGGGUCGUCCUAUUGUGUACUUGGAUGAGACUUGGUUGAACACCAAUCAUGUAGCGAGGGGAGAUUGGGUGCACUGUCCUAGGACAUCUACCUCUGCCUUUGAGUCACACCGUGAAGGUCAUGGGCGCUUCGUCCCACCUGGGAAGGGGUCUCGUCUGAUAAUUGUGGAUGCUGGUUCUUCGGCUGUAGGCAUGAUCCCGGGAUCAAGCCUAGUUUUCGAGUCAAAAACUGGCACUCAGGAUUAUCAUGAUGAGAUGAACUCGGGAAAAUUUCACGAGGUGGUUCACUGAGCAGUUGCUCCCUAACCUACCGGGUAAUUCAGUCAUUGUGAU
This is a messenger RNA of Saccostrea cuccullata (small rock oyster), 561 nucleotides long. RefSeq lists its product as uncharacterized. The record is from RefSeq and is a predicted model, not a curated record. The transcript is spliced from 2 exons. The coding region runs from base 13 to 519 and encodes 168 amino acids. NCBI's taxonomy places the organism in Eukaryota, Metazoa, Mollusca, Bivalvia, Ostreida, Ostreidae.